Molecule: messenger RNA, 896 nt
Organism: Prorocentrum cordatum
Lineage: Eukaryota; Dinophyceae; Prorocentrales; Prorocentraceae
Source: the annotation of a GenBank genome assembly
AUGUUCAGCGAGAUGACCUGCUGGACGCAGAGCGGCAUGUUGCAGAACGGCGGCGAGGUGACAAUGAUAGAUGCCCUGGACACGUUGUGGAUCGUGGGGCUGAAGGAGGAGUUCAACAAAGCGAAGGAGUGGCUGGCUGAUAACCUCCCUGCCAAGAUCAGGGCGAUCGGCAAGGCCGCUUCGGUGUUCGAGACCACGAUCCGGUCGCUCGGCGGCCUGCUCUCCGCCUACGAGCUGUCGAAGGAACCCGUGUUCUUGGACUUGUCUAAGCAGCUCGGGCACCGGAUCGUUGACGCAAUCAAGGAGGGCGGGAUCGCGCCUUACCUUUUCGGUGGCGGCAACGGAGGCUCCAAGUGCCGCACGCUGGCCGAGUCCGGCACCACCCAGCUCGAGCUCCGGUACCUCGCGCACGUCUCGGGUGACGACUCCUUCCGCGCGAGAGCCGACGAGUUCUACCGCACGAUCCAGAAGUACCCCUCCCUCGACGGCUUGUGGCCGAACUGCUUCCAGAACGGCAAGGGUACCAUCACCUUCGGCGCGGACGGCGACUCCUUUUACGAGUACCUGCUGAAGGUCUGGCUGCAGGGGGGGCGCAAGGACGAUCGCUUGUGGAGCAUGUACAAGGCCGCCGCAAACGCCCUCGAAAAGUAUUUGCUCCACAAGAGCCCCGACGGCCUGGACCUCGUCGGCGUCGGCGUCUGGAAUGGCGUCCCGGGGGAGGUCAAGCUCUCCGAGGAGAUGGAGCACCUCGCGUGCUUCGUGCCGGGCGCGCGCGCGCGCGCCCUGUCACUGCGGGGGGGGAGCGGGCCUCCUGCUCCGAGGGCCUCCUGCUUCGAGGCUCUCCACGCCGACGGGCUCCCUCCCGAGAGGGGGCGCGGAGACCCAGGCCUCCGCAG